Molecule: messenger RNA, 2512 nt
Organism: Arabidopsis arenosa
Lineage: Eukaryota; Viridiplantae; Streptophyta; Magnoliopsida; Brassicales; Brassicaceae
Source: the annotation of a GenBank genome assembly
UUUACUCAUCAAACAAACCAAAAACAGAGAAGUUUUAAGUUUAUUCAUCGGAAUCAAAUGGUGAAGAAAGCGGUGUUGAUAGGGAUCAAUUAUCCUGGAACCGAAGGAGAGCUACUGGGCUGCAUCAAUGACGUCAAGCAGACGCACAAAUCACUCGUCGAACUGUUCGGAUUCUCGGAGGAGAACAUCACUGAGCUGAUUGAUACCGACAAGUCUAAAACCCAACCCACCGGCAAGAACAUUCGACAAGCGUUGUCGGAUCUUGUUGAAUCAGCAAACUCCGGUGAUGUUCUCUUUGUUCACUACAGUGGACACGGAGCGAGGUUGCCGCCGGAGACUGGUGAAAACGAUGAUACUCAGUUCGAUGAGUGUAUUGUUCCCUCCGAUCACAAUUACAUCACCGAUGAUGAUAUCAGAGAAAUUGUGAGUAAGGUGCCCAAAGACUGCUCCUUUACAUUCGUCUCCGAUUCUUGUCAUAGUGGUGGUCUCAUCGACUCAGCCAAAGAGCAAAUAGGGGAGAGCUUUAAGAAGACGCCCAAGAAAGAAUCCAAAUGCCCUUUUAGACUUUUUAGUUCCAAAGGUGUAGUAAAAGAAGAAACAUCGACCAAGACUGAACAAGAAGAUGGUGAAAACAGAAUCAAUGCCAGAAACAGAUUUCUGCCAUUGGAGACUUCAAUCAAUAUGUUGAAGCAUGCUACAGGAAAAGAUGAUAUCCAAGUGGGGAAUAUCAGGACGACCCUUUUUGAUGUGUUUGGAGAUGAUGCAUCUCCAAAGGUGAAGAAGUUCAUGAAGGUGAUUCUAAGCAACUUGCAUGAGAGUAUUGGUGAAGGUUUGAUGUUGGGACAGAUUGGAAAACUAGCAACAAAUUUUCUUACGGGGAAGCUGAAUGAUGAAGAGUUUUUGAGACCCGCGAUGCAGACAGAAGUCGGGAACAAAAAAGAGGUCUAUGCAGGGGCAAGUAAAGGGGGGUUUGGGAACAAAGGUGUUCUGCUUAGUGGGUGCCAAACUGAUCAAUUUUCUGCAGACGUAGGCUCCAAAGAGAAAGCUUUUGGAGCAUUCACUAAUUCCUUACAUACCAUACUUGCUGAGACAAAGGGUAAGAUUAGUUACAAAGAUUUGGUUUUGAAGUCCAGGAAGUUCCUUGAGAAACAAGGAUUUCUUCAACGACCAGGGCUAUAUUGUAGUGAUAGUUACAUCCAGUGGAAGUUUUUCUCCGACAAAGAACUCUUGAAGAUUGCAAGAAUGGCGAAGAGAGCGUUGCUGAUAGGAAUCAACUACCCAGGCUCCACGGAUGAGCUACAAGGCUGCGUCAACGAUGUCCGUCGGAUGCAUAAGUGCCUCGUUGACCGGUUCGGAUUCGCCGAGGAAGAUAUCACGGUGCUGAUUGACACCGACAAAUCUUACACUCAACCCACCGGAAAAAACAUCCGUCAGGCUUUGUCGGAGCUCAUAAAGCCAGCAAAGUCCGGUGACGUUUUAUUCGUGCAUUACAGACUUACAGUGGACACGGUACGAGGGUCCCACUGGAAACAGAGGAAGAAGAUGAUACAGGGAUUUAGUGGAACAAGUUCCAGAGGAUGUCAGAUAACGAUCGUAUCAGACUCUUGUCACAGCGGCGGACUCAUCGAUGAAGCUAAGGAACAGAUCGGAGAGAGUACCAAUCGAGAAACCAAAGUUUCUUCUUUUGAAUUCGAGAUUGGGAACUGUUUGCAUAGCGUUUUUGUGAAACUGCUUGCGUUUUGUGGAAUCGGAAGUUCUCAUGUAGAAACUCGCGAGAUCGUAGAAGUAGGAGAGAGAGAUGAAGUUGUCAAUGCAAGGUUUCUUCCGUUUGAGAGGUUCAUCACACUUCUCAAACAACAAACUGGGCAAGACAAUAUCGAGAUUGGGAAAAUCAGACCGACCCUUUUCGAUGUCUUUGGUGAAGAUUCGAGCCCGAAGAUAAAGAAGUUCACAAAAGUGAUUCUCACCAAGCUAAUGAAAAGAAAUGAUCAAAGUACGUUACUUGGUAAGAGCGAAGAAAGUGCUCGAGGGUAUAUAGAAGAGAAGCUAAACGAUGAACACUACAUAAAACCCGCAAUGCAGGCACAAGUGAAGAGCGAUCGUGAGAUUUAUGGAGGAGGAUCAAGCAACGGAUUGUUUCCCGACCGAGGGAUUCUGUUGAGUGGAUGUCAAACAGAUGAGACAUCGGCAGAUGUUAAGAAGAGUGGAGAAGCGUUUGGAGCGUUUAGUAACGCCAUCCAAAUGGUUUUGUCAGAGACUGAUCAUAAAGAUAAGAUUACAAACAAAGAAAUGGUAUUGAGAGCAAGAGAGAUUCUGAAGAAACAGAGGUUAAUUCAGAGACCAGGAUUGUAUUGUAAUGACCGCUUUGUGAAUGCUCCAUUUAUAUGCUAACUAUGGUGUGUUGAUUGAUUAGAGAUUCUUUUUUCACUCAAGUCUAUUUUGUGGAUUCUAGUGGACGUGGUAAAAAAUGUAUGCAAUCUCUUAUGAAGUACAAUAAAUGAUUUAUUGAAAU